Malus domestica (apple) is the source of this 1042-nucleotide messenger RNA. Lineage: Eukaryota; Viridiplantae; Streptophyta; Magnoliopsida; Rosales; Rosaceae. The record is from RefSeq and is a predicted model, not a curated record.
AUGUCGCUGCUGGAGAUUUACUUGGAGCGGAAAUUGCAUCUGGGAGUGAAAAUGGAAGAUGGUGAAAGACCGCCUAUUGCAGCCAGAUUCUCAAGAAAAAGGUUGGCUUUUGGAUGGGUCCCAGAAGAUAUUCUUGUUGAGAGAGUUGUUGGAAGAAGGUUAGAUCCAAUUACUGGAAAGAUAUACCAUUUGAAGUAUUCUCCCCCAGAGACCCAAGAGAUAGCGUCAAGGCUCACCCAAUGUUUUGACGAUACAGAAGAAAAGGUGAAAUUGCGAUUAAACACUCAUCAUCAGAAUGUGGAGGCGGUACUUUCAUUGUAUGAAGGCAUAACAACUAAGGUGAAAUUGCGAUUAAACACUCAUCAUCAGAAUGUGGAGGCGGUACUUUCAUUGUAUGAAGACAUAACAACUAAGGUAAAAUUGCUAUUAAACACUCAUCAUCAGAAUGUGGAGGCGGUACUUUCAUUGUAUGAAGACAUAACAACUAAGAUUAAUGGAAGUGUUACCAAGGAGGAUGUGUUUGCCGAAAUCGACAGUGCGCUGACGAGACUUGUUGAGAAAAGAAAGGCGACUUGGGAAUCUCUGGCAGCAUAGAAGGUGUAGUGCUUCUAUCCUUACAAGUUUAGUUCCAAGUCAGUAAUUUGUGCACAAUUUGGUUGUUGGGAUAUGCUUGCAAUCUCCCGCGAAGGAAAACACAACUUCUACAUGCCCUGUGGAAAGGUCAGCCCAAAAAAAAGGAAAAUAAGUAAAUUACACUCAUUAUCUGUUGGACCACAGUUAUUUUUAAGGAUAUUGUGAAUCAAAAUUGGAGCAAUAUGGAGAAAUAUUGUUCUUUGUUUUUUCUAUACAACGGUCGCUUGAUACCCAAGAUCCGAAUUAUAGCUCCAAUUAGCAAGGCCAUCUGCAACCACAUUUUUCUUCUGGUACACGUUAAUUAAACAUAUCUUCUGUACAACCUAGUUGCAUCACUCAAAGAUACGAAGAUAAGAAGGGUUUAGGGUUUUGUUUUGUUCAAGUAAUGAAGAUUGAAGAGAUUGAUAGC